GGAGGGGACGUCACUUCCGGGAGCUCCGCGUGGACCGACUUGUUCGGGGUUCUCCAGCAUGGCCGAGUUAGCAGGUCCCGCGAAGCCGAGUCUGGCGUUGAACCCGCAGGAAGACUCGCAGUUCGAGAAGGCUCUGAAGCACAUCCAGCGGCGCGCGAGAAAGCCAAAGAAGAAAGAAUUUAACCGUGGAGUAGUUUAUCUGGGUCACCUGCCUUCAACACUUUCUGAAAGCCACAUCUAUAACUACUGUGCCCAGUUUGGCGAUAUUAGCAGAUUCAAAUUGUCCAGAAGUAAGCGGACCGGGAACAGCAAAGGCUAUGCCUUCGUGGAGUUCGAGUCGGAGGAUGUUGCCAAGAUCGUUGCAGAAACAAUGGAUAACUACCUGUUUGGUGAAAGACUUCUAUCGUGUAAAUUUAUGCCACGAGAAAAAGUCCAUGAAGACCUUUUCAACCAGAGGAAUGUUUCCUUUCAUCCGCCAUCGUUUCCAGCAGUGAAACGCUAUAAUCAGAAACGAGGACAUUUGCAGAUGUUGAAGAUGGAGUAUCGGUUUAAGAAGAAGGAACAAUUACUCCGGAAGAAACUAGCCGAGAAGGGGAUUGAUUAUAGUUUUCCUUCACUGGUCCUACCUAAGCCAAAGAAUGGGAUUUCAAACAUUGCUAACACUCAUGGGGAUUCUGAGGUUAAACAGGUCUUACCUGACCAAAAAGACGGGCUCUCAGGCGCACCUAGGAGAAUGGAGACGAUGACGAAAGGAGAGAUUUCCAAAAGCAUUCCUAAGAAGCGUAAGAGGUCUCGGAGGAAGAGGAGGCCAUCUGUGGGCAGCCAGGAUCCCACGCCAGUUUGUACACCAACAUUUUUGGAGAGGCGAAAAUCGCAGGUGAUGGAAGUCGAUGACGAUAAAGAUGAUGAAAUCAUUUUCAAGCUGCCUGUGCCCCCAGAGAAAGAAGAUGUGCAAAAGACGCCAGCACCUGCAAGCCCUGGAAAAAGAAGACCAAGAAAAAGGAAAGGCCAGCAGUGACCCUGACAGCGCUCUGUGUGCGUAGCGUGGGCAGACUGAUCUUGUAGUGAAGGCCUGCUGUGUCUUACUGGGUACAGUGAUAUGCAAGCACAGACAAGACUGCUGGAGAAAGACCACAUUUGUUUGUCCCAGUGAGGAAAGCCACCAGGAACCUGGCUGUUUGCCCUUCCCUGUUCUUCGGGUGUCAUCGCUCCCCCAGUUUUACUAUCCUUAUGAAACUCAGGCUUAACUACCACCAAGAAAGAGUGUUUGUGGCCAAUCGGUGCUGUUUGGACCGUGUGUGAUUGUAUAUAUAAAAAGUCAGGCUUCAACCUCAGGCAUCUGAAACUAGAAGUUAAAUCCAUAGAGCGGGAGAGCUGUCCAGGUGUGGACAGAUCUGCACAUGCAUCCAGGAGCUGAGGAGGAAUCCGAAAUGACCCACAGUUAAUUGCAACUAAGCUAGGGUAUAGGUUUCACAAAUCAGUUUCAGCAGUUGGAUCCAAGAUUCAAACAGCGGCCAAACUUUUCUACAGUUUAUUUGUGUACAAGAAAACCUAAGAACUUUGGGGGGAAAUAAGAAAUGUCUCCAUCUGCUGUUAUAAGCUUCUAUGCCUUUUCUUUUGCUAAUUUGGGUUCUUUGAAUAUAACUGUCAAUCUCCUUGAUUAA
This is a messenger RNA of Apodemus sylvaticus (European woodmouse), 1664 nucleotides long. It is a transcript of the gene Nifk, whose product is annotated as nucleolar protein interacting with the FHA domain of MKI67. The coding region runs from base 59 to 1018 and encodes 319 amino acids. Lineage: Eukaryota; Metazoa; Chordata; Mammalia; Rodentia; Muridae. The transcript has 7 exons. The record is from RefSeq and is a predicted model, not a curated record. Gene Ontology annotation, biological process: maturation of LSU-rRNA from tricistronic rRNA transcript (SSU-rRNA, 5.8S rRNA, LSU-rRNA). Gene Ontology annotation, molecular function: RNA binding. Gene Ontology annotation, cellular component: nucleolus.